Molecule: messenger RNA, 4743 nt
Organism: Pongo pygmaeus (Bornean orangutan)
Lineage: Eukaryota; Metazoa; Chordata; Mammalia; Primates; Hominidae
Gene: CEACAM1
Product: CEA cell adhesion molecule 1
Exons: 9
Coding region: 1363-2940 (525 amino acids)
Biological process (GO): signal transduction; regulation of immune system process
Cellular component (GO): plasma membrane; cell surface
Molecular function (GO): protein tyrosine kinase binding
Source: RefSeq, a predicted model, not a curated record
UCUGGGACAGAUGGCUCCUUCUAAGGCAGCCCAUCCCCCUGGUGGACAGUUCUCUCGAAUCUUGACAGAAGUCCUCUGGACAACUCACGUCCUCUCCCUGUGCUCAUCCUGCACUGCAUGAAGCUAGGCAGCCUGGGGACCUGCAGUGAACCGGACCUGGGGUGACUUAACCUUGAAGCCUGGAGGUCAGAGCCCACGUCUGCCCAGGGGUCAGGGCCAGCUCACAUCAUGUGGACCCUGGUCAGCAUCCCUGGGGCAGUCCUUGACAAGGCUGCAGGUCUUAUCUUGCCCUCCAGGGGGAGACACUGCACACAGACAACACUCAGGAAACAGAUUCCCCUGGUCAUGAACCUGGCUUUGCUAAGGAGGUGAAGGUAGAGCCCACUUUCCAUCCCUUGCUCCAAAACACCCUUCUGGGCCCUCACAUGUACCUGCUCUGUCCCUUCCUGGGUCCUCCGAGGACCCUGUUCUGUGAGGGGUCCCUGUGCAGCUCCCCAUUCCCUCCUGGCACCACCCGUGGGGAAGGUGUGGUGACCACAGGACAAUCAGCCUCGCAGAGGACAGAGACCACCCAGGAUGGUCAGGGAGAACAUGGACAGGUCCUGAGCCUCAGCUCAGCCAACAGACACGGAGAGGGAGGGUCCCCCUGAAGCCUUCCCCAAGGACAGUAGAGCCCAGAGCCACCCACCUCCCUCUAUCACAGUCCUCUCUUCCCAGGACACACAGGACACCUCCCCCUCCAUAUCCAGGAGCUGCAGCUCCACCUGAGACCCCUGGGUCAGAGACCAGGCUGGUGACACUAGAGACAGAGGGCUGUUCCCUCCCCAGUCAUCCCCCAGUGAGCCCCUUUCCAUCCCCCAAAGCCACCUCUGUCACCUUCCUGCUGGGUGCCUUCCUACCUUCCCAGCACACUGGAGAGCAUGGGGAGACCUGGAAGCUCACUGUGUCGCAAAGGAAAUAAUUACCACAUUUGGAUAUGCCAGGGUUCUCUGUGUGCUGCUGCCGGACCCAUAGCCAGGACACAAUAGAGGUCAGUGCUGGAGAGGGGGAUCCUCCUCCCCUGAUGGGGACAGAGAUCCCAUCACCCUUGAUUCUCAAAGUGUGGUCUGGGAAGCCAAAAUGUAGACAGAAAGGAAAGAGAAAGUAAGGACAAAGAGGCAGGAAUGAAAGGAGAGGAAACAGAGCUUCCUGGACAAACCCCGCCCCAGCACACAUGAUCAGACAAAGCUCUGGGUCCCAGGGAGGAGGCUCAGCACAGAGGGUGGAAAACAGCAGAGCUGACAGUCAGAACAGCCGUGCUUCAAGCGUUCCUGGAGCCCAAGCUCUCCUCCACAGGUGAAGACAGGGCCAGCAGCAGACACCAUGGGGCACCUCUCAGCCCCACUUCACAGAGUGCGUGUCCCCUGGCAGGGGCUUCUGCUCACAGCCUCACUUCUAACCUUCUGGAACCCACCCACCACUGCCCAGCUCACUACUGAAUCCACGCCAUUCAAUGUCGCAGAGGGGAAGGAGGUUCUUCUACUCGUCCACAAUCUGCCCCAGAAUCCUCUUGGCUACAACUGGUACAAAGGGGAAAUGGUGGACGCCAACCAUCGAAUUAUAGGAUAUGUAAUAUCAGAUCAACUAACUACCCCAGGGCCUGCAUACAGCAGUCGAGAGAAAAUAUACCCCAAUGCAUCCCUGCUGAUCCAGAACGUCACCCAGAAUGACACAGGAUUCUACACCCUACAAGUCAUAAAGUCAGAUCUUGUGAAUGAAGAAGCAACUGGACAGUUCCAUGUAUACCCGGAGACUCCCAAGCCCUUCAUCUCCAGCAACAACUCCAACCCCGUGGAGGACAACGAUGCUGUGGCCUUAACCUGUGAACCUGGGACUCAGGACACAACCUACCUGUGGUGGAUAAACAAUCAGAGCCUCCCGAUCAGUCCCAGGCUGCAGCUGUCCAAUGGCAACAGGACCCUCACUCUACUCAGUGUCACAAGGAAUGACGCAGGACCCUAUGAGUGUGAAAUACAGAACCCAGUGAGUGCGAACCGCAGUGACCCAGUCACCUUGAAUGUCACCUAUGGCCCGGACACCCCCACCAUUUCCCCUUCAGACACCUAUUACCGUCCAGGGGCAAACCUCAGCCUCUCCUGCUAUGCAGCCUCUAACCCACCUGCACAGUACUCCUGGCUUAUCAAUGGAACAUUCCAGCAAAGCACACAAGAGCUCUUUAUCCCCAACAUCACUGUGAAUAAUAGUGGAUCCUAUACCUGCCACGCCAAUAACUCAGUCACUGGCCGCAACAGGACCACAGUCAAAACGAUCAUAGUCACUGAGCUAAGUCCAGUAGUAAAGCCCCAAAUCAAAGCCAGCAAGACCACAGUCACCGAAGAUAAGGACUCUGUGAACCUGACCUGCUCCACAAAUGACACUGGAAUCUCCAUCAGUUGGUUCUUCGAAAACCAGAGUCUCCCGUCCUCGGAGAGGAUGAAGCUGUCCCAGGGCAACACCACCCUCAGCAUAAACCCUGUCAAGAGGGAGGAUGCGGGGAAGUAUUGGUGUGAGGUCUUCAACUCAAUCAGUAAGAACCAAAGCGACCCCAUCAUGCUGUCCGUAAAGUAUAAUUAUCCAUCACAAGAAAAUGGCCUCUCAGCUGGGGCCAUUGCUGGCAUUGUGAUUGGAGUAUUGGCCCUGGUUGCUCUGAUAGCAGUAGCCCUGGCAUGUUUUCUGCAUUUCAGGAAGACUGGCAGGGCAAGCGACCAGCGUGAUCUCACAGAGCACAAACCCUCAGUCUCCAACCACACUCAGGACCACUCCAAUGACCCACCUAACAAGAUGAAUGAAGUUACUUAUUCUACCCUGAACUUUGAAGCCCAGCAACCCACACAAUCAACUUCAGCCUCCCCAUCCCCAACAGCCACAGAAAUAAUUUAUUCAGAAGUAAAAAAGAAGUAAUGAAACCUGUCCUGCUCACUACAGUGCUGAUGUAUUUCAAGUCUCUCACCCUCAUCACUAGGAGAUUCCUUUCCCCUGUAGGGGUAGGGGGGUGGGGACAGAAAUAAUUUUCUCCUACUCUUCCUUCCUAAUAGGCACCUCCAGGCUGCCUAGUCACUGCCCCUCCCUCAGUGUCAAUAGAUGAAAAGGUACAUUGGGAGUCUGAAGGAAACCCAACCUUCUUGUCAUUGAAAUUUGGCAAAGCUGACUUUGGGAAAGAGUGGCCAGAACUUCCCCUCCCUUCCCCUUUCCCAACCUGGACUUGCUUUAAACUUGCCUGUUCAGAGCACUCAUUCCUUCCCACCCUAGUCCUGUCCUAUCACUCUAAUUCGGAUUUGCCAUAGCCUUGAGGUUAUGUCCUUUUCCAUUAAGUACAUGUGCCAGAAAACAAGAGAGAGAGAGAAAGCAAAGGCAGUAAUGCCUUCUCCUAUUUCUCCAAAGCCUUGUGUGAACUCACCAAACACAAGAAAAUCAAAUAUAUAACCAAUAGUGAAAUGCCACACCUUUGUCCACUGUCAGGGUUGUCUACCUGUAGGAUCAGGGUCUAAGCACCUUGGUGCUUAGCUAGAAUACCACCUAAUCCUUCUGGCAAGCCUGUCUUCAGAGAACCCACUAGAAGCAACUAGGAAAAUCACUUGCCAAAAUCCAAGGCAAUUCCUGAUGGAAAAUGCAAAAGCACAGAUAUGUUUUAAUAUCUUUAUGGGCUCUAUUCAAGGCAGUGCUGAAAGGGAGGGCUUAUAGCUUUAGGAGGGAACCAGCUUCUGAUAAACACAAUCUGCUACGAACUUGGGAAAGGAAUCAGAGAGCUGUCCUUCAGUGAUUAUUUAAAUUAUUGUUAAAGAAUACACAAUUUGGGGUAUUGGGAUUUUUCUCCUUUUCUCUGAGACAUUCCACCAUUUUAAUUUUUGUAACUCUUAUUUAUGUGAAAAGGGUUAUUUUUACUUAGCUUAGCUAUGUAAGCCAAUCCAAUUGCCUUAGGUGAAAGAAACCACCAAAAUCCCUCAGGUCCCUUGGUCAGGAGCCUCUCAAGGUUUUUUUUGUCAGAAGCUCCAAAUAGAAAAUAAGAAAAGGUUUUCUUCAUUCAUGGCUAGAGCUAGAUUUAACUCAGUUUCUAGGCACCUCAGACCAAUCAUCAACUACCAUUCUAUUCCAUGUUUGCACCUGUGCAUUUUCUGUUUGCCCCCAUUCACUUUGUCAGGAAACCUUGGCCUCUGCUAAGGUGUAUUUGGUCCUUGAGAAGUGGGAGCACCCUACAGGGACACUAUCACUCAUGCUGGUGGCAUUGUUUACAGCUAGAAAGCUGCACUGGUGCUAAUGCCCCUUGGGGAAACGGGGCUGUGAGGAGAAGGGUUAUAACUUAGGCCUAGCCUUUUUUAACAGCCUCUGAAAUUUAUCUUUUCUUCUAUGGGGUCUAUAAAUGUAUCUUAUAAUAAAAAGGAAAGACAGGAGGAAGACAGGCAAAUGUACUUCUCACCCAGUCUUCUACACAGAUGGAAUCUCUUUGGGGCUAAGAGAAAGGUUUUAUUCUAUAUUGCUUACCUGAUCUCACGUUAGGCCCAAGAGGCUUUCUCCAAGAGGAUUAGCUUGGAGUUCUCUAUACUCAGGUACCUCUUUCAGGGUUUUCUAACCCUGACACAGACUGUGCAUAUUUUCCCUCAACCAUGCUGUGCUGUGUUAUUUAAUUUUUCCUGGCUAAGACCAUGUCUGAAUUAUGUAUGAAAAUUGUUCUAUGUUUUUACAAUAAAAAUAAUAUAUCAGACAUCA